UCUGUACAGGGCAGCUUCGUGGCCAGCAUGACCGCUACUCUGAGACAGAUGGACGACUACCACUACACUCACCUGAUCAACACCUUCGGCAAGAUGAGGACCGACGUUGUGGAUUUCCUGAUGGAAACAUUCAUCAUGUUCAAGGACCUCAUUGGGAAGAAUGUCUACCCUGGCGACUGGGUCAUCAUGAACAUGAUGCAGAAUAAGAACGGCAGUCUGAAUCAGGAGUGUGGAAUGGAACUAUUUUUAUGUCUGUCAUGAAACCACACGGGUCUCGAGAGUCCACACGGACCUCAGGGUCCACAUGGGCCUCGGGAGUCCAC
Messenger RNA from Oncorhynchus gorbuscha (pink salmon), 323 nucleotides. Its product is annotated as dedicator of cytokinesis protein 1-like. NCBI's taxonomy places the organism in Eukaryota, Metazoa, Chordata, Actinopteri, Salmoniformes, Salmonidae. Gene Ontology annotation, molecular function: guanyl-nucleotide exchange factor activity; small GTPase binding. The record is from RefSeq and is a predicted model, not a curated record. Gene Ontology annotation, biological process: small GTPase-mediated signal transduction; cell migration. Gene Ontology annotation, cellular component: plasma membrane; cytoplasm. Bases 28 to 261 code for a protein of 77 amino acids. The transcript is spliced from 3 exons.